Messenger RNA from Calliphora vicina (urban bluebottle blowfly), 1487 nucleotides. RefSeq names its product Cystinosin (gene Ctns). NCBI's taxonomy places the organism in Eukaryota, Metazoa, Arthropoda, Insecta, Diptera, Calliphoridae. The transcript has 8 exons. The record is from RefSeq and is a predicted model, not a curated record. The coding region runs from base 16 to 1230 and encodes 404 amino acids. Gene Ontology annotation, molecular function: L-cystine transmembrane transporter activity. Gene Ontology annotation, cellular component: lysosomal membrane. Gene Ontology annotation, biological process: L-cystine transport.
UAUUCAAUUUUGACGAUGCAAAUAACUAAAUUGAGAACACAAACUAAAUUGAGUUUAACUAUAGUCACAUUACUAUUAAUUUUUGCAGAAACAUGGGCGCAGGCGCCCAAAGGUUUAUCCGUUUCCAGCCAUGAUAUUACCGUAUUAAUUAAUAAAUCCGAAACCGUUCAUAUUUAUGUUAAUGAACCAUUGGAUCAGGAUGUCACUGUCAUUCUAAAGCCGCAGCAUGACAAUUUAACAUUAAUAGAGCCAACACGUUUUGAGUUUAAUGCUGGCAGUCUACAAAAUCAAACUAUCGUUGUAAUAGGUUUGAAGCCGGGACAUUUAGAAGUAACGGCCGAUAGUGAACCGAAUGAAACGUGGCUUGUUAAAGAUGUAUUUCUACGUAUUACUGUUGCCAACUCCGAAGCCAUUAUUUACACUUCAUUGAUCUUUGGUUGGGUGUAUUUUGUAGCCUGGUCAGUGUCCUUUUAUCCCCAAAUAUGGGACAACUACCGUCGAAAGUCUGUGGUGGGCUUAAAUUUUGACUUUGUCUUCAUGAAUUUAUUGGGCUUUUCUUUAUAUUCAAUAUUCAAUUGUGGCCUAUAUUGGAUACCAGAAAUACAAGCUGAAUAUACCAAUCGUUAUCCUCGUGGUCUCAAUCCUGUUAUGUUAAACGAUGUUGUAUUUUCAUUGCAUGCCAUGUUUGCCACCAUCAUAACAAUUUAUCAAUGUUACGCUUAUGAGCGCGGUGAACAACGGAUUUCUAAAACAGCUACUGGUCUUUUAAGUUUAUUUGUAAUAUUUGUAAUAAUUUCAUGUGGUUUAGCAGCUGGUAAUGUUAUACAUUGGUUGGACUUUUUAUACUAUUGCAGUUAUGUGAAAUUAACAAUUACAAUUAUAAAAUAUGUGCCACAGGCUUUAAUGAAUUAUCGUCGUAAAAGUACUAUCGGCUGGAGUAUUGGUAAUAUAUUGUUAGAUUUUACAGGUGGCACAUUGAGUAUGCUGCAAAUGAUACUUAAUGCUUAUAAUUAUGAUGAUUGGGUAUCAAUAUUUGGUGAUCCUACCAAAUUUGGUCUGGGUCUAUUUUCGGUAUUAUUUGAUAUAUUCUUUAUGUUACAGCAUUAUGUGUUUUACAGGCACUCUAGUGAUAUUUCCAAAUCCAAUGAAACCGUGGAAUCUGUAGUAUCACCCUCUACUGUACCUUCUACCGUUUCUCUUACAGUUAACGAUCAAAAAGAACAAAUUUAGUUUUUAACGAAUUUAGCUAUUUAGAAUUAAUUAUGUAAAUUUUUUUAUUUUUUUUACAACCAACAAUGUGUGUAAAAUUGUUUAUUUUGUUUACAACAUUGUACAAAUGUUUAAGUCAUAAAUUGUAAUUUUUAUUUAUACAAGUAUGUACGUAUAGAUUUUGUAAACUUAGGUAAUUUGUAAAUUAUUAUAUUGUAUGUUUUAUUUAUAUUGUUUUCUACUACUUUUAGAUAUUAAACUUUUUAUUUAGUAAACUA